Molecule: messenger RNA, 4141 nt
Organism: Ceratina calcarata
Lineage: Eukaryota; Metazoa; Arthropoda; Insecta; Hymenoptera; Apidae
Product: tetratricopeptide repeat protein 37
Exons: 13
Coding region: 93-3998 (1301 amino acids)
Biological process (GO): nuclear-transcribed mRNA catabolic process
Cellular component (GO): Ski complex
Molecular function (GO): protein binding
Source: RefSeq, a predicted model, not a curated record
AGGAGCCUUUCCCCUCGCCCAUAAUCCCACUUUAGGCAUCGUCUUUUAAGUCCAUGUGAACGGUAAACAUCGUUAGAUGUACCUGUAUAAAAAUGUCAGAUGAAACAAAGACGGUUCUUAAGGAAGCUCGCGAAGCUUUUAAAGAGAGCAGAUAUGUGGACGUAAUGAAGAAAUGUAAAAAGAUAUUGAAGAAAGAUCAGAACAAUUAUAGCGCGAUGGUACUGUUAGCUGCUGCGAUGAAAGAGGUCGAGGAAUACAAAUCGCAAGUGCCAGUAAUUCUUCAAAGGGCUAUACAAAUUCAAGAAAAUAAUCCGUUAGCCUGGCAAGGCUUGACUUUUUAUUAUGAGAAGAAUCUGGAGAGCGAUCAUGAUUUUUACAAUAAAUUGAUAUUAGCUUAUUGUAAACUUUUACAUCUGGGAAGCGAGACGAAAUUUACAUACAUUUUGAACAGAAUCUCCGAGCUUUGUUUGCAACUUAAGGACGUUGCAGUUUUACUCGAAUGCAUUGAACAAUUGAUCGAUUUACGAGAGAAGUUGGACGAUGAUAGAGUCAAAAUAGUCAAUAGAACUCUUGUAUUCAUACUAAUAGACAAUUUUACUCGUACAGACAAAUAUCAAGAUUUAUUGGAGACCUUUGUUCACUCUGCGAAUAAUCUCGGUUUUAAUCCAACCAGUCUCCAAAAUUUUUAUAGAAAAUAUUUAAAGAUAUUGUGUGAUAAAGAUGACUUGGAUGUUUUAAUUAGAGAAGCUGUAAAUAUUCAUGGACAAUUUCCACAAGACACAGUGUCAUUGGAACAUAUAUGUUAUGCUUACUGUAAACAAAGCAUAUUGGAUCAGACUCUCACAGACAUCGAUAUAGCUCGAUUUUACGAUUCCCUUUUGAAACUGAAUAAAGAAUGUGACAUUGCCGCAGUCGCGAAAGCGUUGCACUUGAAGAACUCGGGCGAUCUGGUAAGAGCGCGAGAGACACUGAAAGAUACGCUCACGUUAAAACCAAAAUCGUUGUACGGUUGGAUGGCAUUGAGCGAAAUAAGUGGGAAACUGUAUUGUUGGGAAGAUGUGGAAAUCAGCUCCAAGCGAGCAUUAGAGAUUAGGGAGAAUAAAACAAAGGACAAACUGUGGUACAAGAUGGAAUUCCUGUUGAUCGAGGCGAUGAGUAGAAGCAGCGAUCGUUCAAAAUGGGAGUCUGCUUUGCACAUGUGUGAACAACACUUGGAGACGCAGCCAUCGGCAGAAUUGGAACUGAUCCGGGCGCGUAUCAAAAUAUUAUUAAAUCAAUCAUACGCUAUAUCUGAUGCGUUAAAUGCUUUGGAAUCGCAGCGUGAGACUAUUGUCCAGGCGAAUAUCCUGCGAGCGUUGUAUUUAAAACAAAAUAAACAAUUCGACGAAGCGAUCAACGUCCUCGAUUCAGCUUUGGAGUCCUCCGAGGCAUGGUUACUACUUGGUACAAUUUAUUGGGAAAUGACAGAAUAUAAUUAUAGUUUAAUGGCUUUCUUAAACGGGAUCAAAGCUGAUCGUUAUAAUUGGAAAUGUCUAGUUUAUUUAGGACAUUAUUAUAGCAAAUAUGGUAAUGAUAUGGAACGUUCCAGAAGAUGUUACCAAACCGCGCUACAAAUCAAUCCAAACUCGGAAGAGGCCGGUAUUGGUUUGAGCACAGCGUACAGAGUUCUUAAGAACCAAGACGCCAACAUAAAAUUGUUACAAACAUUAACCGCGCAGGACAGAGGUCCCAAAUGGGCAUGGUUGCAACUGGGCUUGCAGUAUCUCGACCAAGAUAACGCGGUACAAGCGAUCAAGGCGUUCCAACACGUCAUCAGAGCUGAUCCCAAUGACAAUCACUGUUGGGAGUCUUUGGCGGACGCAUAUUUGGUUCGUGGCGCGCAUAUAUCGGCAUUGAAAUCUUAUCAACGAGUAUUAGAAUUAUGCCCGAAUUCAUUGUAUCCGAUGAUACAACUGGCAAACAUAAAACUGAUCGUCGGCCAAUACGAUGAAGCGAAAAAGGACUUUGAAAGCAUAUUGUCAACCGAGCCUGGAUACAUCCCCGCCUUGAAAGGAUUAGCUGAAACGUGUUUGGCGUUGGCGAAAGUGUACACUAACAGGAAACUCUUGGGACGAGCCAACGACUAUUUACAGCAAGCGAUAAACAGUUUAACGGCGGCUAUUAAAGAACGUAAAGAUAUAUCCUGUAUUUGGAAAUUACUCGGCGACGUGUGUUACAGAGGCGCGACGCUGCCAGAGAAAUACAGUCACCUGAAUGUGUCGUCUACUCUGAUAAAAUACAAAGACACCGAAAGUAUCGCGUUGCUCAAAAGACAAGACAUGUUUUCACUGGCCACGAGGUUUUAUUGUUGCGCGCUGUCUCUCUCCCCGCAAUCGGCUUUACUCUGGCACGAUUUGGCUCUGUGUUAUCUGAUACAGCUACGACAUCGGCCGGCGAACGAGAAGAAUCUGGCUGGUAAAUGUCUGGCCGCUGUGAAGCACGCGGUCAAAUUAAAUCCCUCGGCAUGGUCGCACUGGAACCUUCUGGGUGUCAUCUGUAUGUCACCUUGUAUAAAAAACUAUGCGUUAGCGCAACACGCUUACAUCAUGGCGAUCGAUAGAGAAUUGAACAACGCCGUGGUCUGGUCCAACUUGGGAACUUUGUAUCUGAAUAUAGGAAAAUGGAAGAAAGCGAACGAGGCGUACUCUCAAGCUCAACGCGCGUAUCCGGCGUACGUGAACAGUUGGGUAGGGCAAGCGUUCAUAGCCGAGAUGAUAUCUCGAAAAGAGGCGAUGGAUUUGUUCAGACACGCGAUGCAAUUAGGAUAUCAUGACCAGGCGGCCAUAGGGUAUGCUCAUUGGGUGUUGAAUACGAUUUUGCACGUUCGUGGCAACAUGGAAGCUUUGGACGUCUAUAUAAUUGAAAAUAUGCACGCUGUAAUGGUCGCUGCCGAUGCUAUGACAUGGUACAUAGAACACCAUCCGGAUGAUCGUUGCGCUCGAAACGCGUAUGGAUUGCUGUUAGAAAGGCAGAGACUCCACAGAUCAGCUGCGGAGCAAUUCGCGGCCGCUGUGUGUAACAGUAAUAAGGAGGCGAACGACUUGGUAUGCGUAAACUUGGCGCGUGUACUGAUACGACUAAAGAAAUAUAACGAAGCUAUAAAAUUAUGUCAAGCAGUUACGAAUGCCACAUACAAUUCUCAGUGCCACUUGGCAUUAGCGCUGUUCAAAGCUGAAAAAUAUGAAGAAUCGUACAGUACGUAUGAAACCGCGCUGCAUUCGUUCGCGAAUACUGAAACCGAGAGGGCUUACACACUGUGCGCGAUGGCUGCGAUAGCGCAUACGUUUGAGAGAGUGAACGAUGCGAAAACUUUGCUUUUCCAAUGCAUACAAAUACAACCUCCGGUUAUAAUAGGUUUACUGUCAGCUGCAUCGUUAGGAAUAUUGCACGGGGACGUAAAUCUAGCUACAUUGAUACUGAAAGAAUUAAAGUCGUACGAGAAUCAUCCUGAACACGGUCAUCACGUUGUCAAUUUAUCUGCAUACUUUUAUCUGAUUGGAAAUAACAUUAAAACUGCGAUUGCUGUACUCUCAAAAGCAAUUUUCAUGUAUCCUGGUGACGUAAAAUAUUGGAUACGAUUACUUAGAAUUUUACUAGAGACGGACAUGGAAAUGUUUAAUAAAUGUGCACGGAAGACGUUGUUCCUUAGCAGAAGCGUAGCUAGUGAAAAUGUUGCCCAUGUGGCGUGUGCAUUGUCGCUCAGUAACUUUAUGCAAAAUUAUUCCUACACGACGUGCGUCAGAUCCGUGCAGAAACUUCUAUUCACUUAUCCUGGUGAUAUCGAAAGUUGGAUUACAUUCAUAGCUGCGUUCCUAUCAAGGUCCCGAAACGAAAGCAGUCAUUUUAACAGUAAGUGGCUUCUGAAGCUUAUUACUAUCACGCAACGGAAUCACCAGCCCACGAAUGAAAUGGCUAGAUGGUUACACAGCAGCAAGACGAAAUUGGAACUCCUACAUUAAAUAAUAAAACGUGAAAUCCGAAUAGACUAAAGACAGUAUGUUGGAAAGUUAUUUCUUUCCAAUCCUAGAUUAGUAAUUUUAUAUGAAUAAAUACAAAAAUUAUACAAAUUAUGUAAAAUAAUCGAUUACUACGGAAACAAUAA